CCUUUAGUAGUCGUAAUCGAAACGCCAAAUCAUUACCGUUCAACUGAAAUCCAACAGCUCUCCUUCUCUCUUAUUACAAUGGAGAAAGGCGCUAGAUUUGAGGGAGACAAUACGAAAAAGAAGAAGACAGUUGGUGAUGGAUUUGUCGGCGGUUUUUUCCCUGUCUCUACCACCAAGAUCGCGUGGAAAUCAAGAAAAAGAUCAACAUCAGUGAACUCAGACAAAGCACCGGGAGAUGCUAUGGAGGUCACACCAGAGAAGGAUGAGUCAACAACAACAACAACAGCAAUGGAAACCGAUAAAGCUGGGGAAACAAUGACCACCACAACCCCUCCUGUUCUGUCCGAGAAAAGAAAAGCUCUGUUUGAGCCGCUCGAACCCAUCACAAACUUGAACGGAAAACGACCAACAACAGAUGCUGAUUCCCUCUUGCCACCGCCAGAUUUCGAGUCUGCAAACUACCCGAAAGGCUGGUUGAUCGGUAAGAAGAGGAAGCUGGUGAAUGUUGAUGUGGUUGAGAGCAUGCGAAGAAUCGCUGUCCAAGAAAUGAACAGAAAGGAUCGAGAGAUAGAUGGGUUAAACGAGCAGCUAGAAGAAGACUCGCGCUGCUUAGAGCAUCUGCAACUCCAGCUGCUAAAAGAGAGAAGCAAGAGAACGGAGAUUGAAAGAGAGAACACAAUGCUGAAAGAGCAAGUUGAUAUGCUUGUCAACAUGAUUCACCAAGAAGACGAAGAAGAAGAAGUACCAGAAGAACCCUAGCUAAUAGCUCUGUUCUGUUUGUUUAUUCAUUUGUCCAUAAAACGUAAGGGAGAAAGAAGCUUUACUACCAUCUAUUUAUCUGGUUAAGCUACUGUUGUGUCCUCCUGUUAGAACAAAUAAUAAUCAACUACAUUAUAUUUUGAA
Messenger RNA from Brassica oleracea var. oleracea, 903 nucleotides. RefSeq lists its product as uncharacterized. The coding region runs from base 79 to 759 and encodes 226 amino acids. Lineage: Eukaryota; Viridiplantae; Streptophyta; Magnoliopsida; Brassicales; Brassicaceae. Gene Ontology annotation, biological process: regulation of flower development. The record is from RefSeq and is a predicted model, not a curated record. The transcript has 4 exons.